AUGGGGAAGGAAGUCACCCUUCCUUUUCCUGCCCUUUUUAAAGGGAAGAAGGAGAAGCUACAGAGGCGCAGGGUUGGUUCUGAUAACCGAGGAAAAGAUGAACGAGGAAACCGUAGAGAACUUGAGAAUCGAGUGAAUGGUGUUGAAAGAUAUGAUAGGUCUGAGAACCAGCAGUCAAUGGACUUCCAGUCCAGCAAUGAUGGUCCAGUUGGAGGCAAUCAAGACGAACCAAUGUUUGACACUUUUGGUGGGCAAGGGAUGCAUGUUACUCCUUUUGCGUCAGAUAUACCCCCUCCUUUACUGAUGCCUGUUCCUGGUGCUGGUCCAUUGGGGCCUUUUGUUCCUGCUCCUCCUGAAGUUGCAAUGCGGAUGUUGAGAGAGCAGGGUGGACCUUCUCCGUUCGAAGGCAGUGGUAGACAUGGACGGUCAGGGUCCCAGUUAAGUGGGCCAGCUCCAAUAAUUGCCUUACCUCCGGCCUUCCAACAGGAUCCUCGACGUCUACGAAGGCAAGUUUUGCUCUUGACCCAAAAAGAGUUGACAUAUGAGAAUUUCUUUGGGCUUCUUUAUUGUUUAUUUACAUUUUUUUUUGUUUUUAAGUUGCUACUCGAGUUAAGCUGCUAAAAUUAAUUACAAGAGUGAUUGACUCUGUCCUACAGUUAAGGGUACCAUAAAAUAGAGUACUGGCUGGCUUACAGUUUAUAUUUUUUUCUUUUACCAUGGUUCGUCUUUCCUUUUGCAUGAAAAUUGCUCUUGGUGGUGUAAAGGACACCACGCAAAUGGCCUCAAAUUGAGAGGUAAUUAAGUGCAUAUGAUAUCCAGGUCAGUAUUUGACUCUCGUAAAGAUAGUAAGAAACACAUAAAACUUUGGAUGAGCUUGUAUUUGCUUUGAUUAGAAUUUGUCUACUGUUUAGGGCGUCCCAGGGAGAACUGUAUCCUUUUUAACGAACUACAACUAAACUGUUUGUUAUCAAGACCUUGAUGCACCAGAGGAUGAAGUCACUGUUAUAGAUUACAGGAGCUUGUAGAUUUUGACAUGGGGACAUUGGAAGGCAUGAAAUUUAUAUGGAAUGCUUAUUUCGUGCUUGUACCAAAAUCUGAGAAGUGAGAUACCAGCCUUUUCCUGCUCUGGAUCUGAUUCGUUUCUGCUGUUGGUAACGCUUCCUUCUGAUAUUUAUGUGCAUGGCAUGUGUUGGGAUGCAAACUUGGCUGAUAAUUUUUUUCCCUCCCACUACUACCUAUGGCAACUUGAUGAGAAGAAACGCUGUCUAUGCAUUUGAGGUGGGGAAUUUAGACAUCAAUUGAAAUGUAGUGCUGUGAAAAUUGACUUUUUUGGAGAUUAGUUUGAGACAUGUAUUUGACUCCUUGAAGCUUGCUGUAAUUUAUGUAAGCAAGAGGAGAUGUACAUUAUGUAUUUUGGAUGAUUGGAAUGACGGUACUGCCAUGGGUCAAUAUAAAAAGCAAGGCAGAAGCUAUGAAUCUUGGUUUAUUUUCCAACUUUCCAUUGGGCCAGACAAAGGAGAUCCUUUACUUUUUGAGUAUGGAAAUUUGAAUGCCGACCCCUUUAUAUGAACUAGU
Messenger RNA from Ilex paraguariensis (yerba mate), 1575 nucleotides. Lineage: Eukaryota; Viridiplantae; Streptophyta; Magnoliopsida; Aquifoliales; Aquifoliaceae. The record is from the annotation of a GenBank genome assembly.